AUGGCUUCAUCGGCGAUUCCCAUGGCCCAGCUCGGCGGGCGUGCCUUCAACCACGGCACCAGCGAAGAUGUAGAAGCCGAGUAUGACCGUCUGCGGGAUUUGGCACGGAGUGAGGGUGACAAAAAGAAGUCGUGCUUCGAUCGUGCGCACGAAGCAUAUGAGCGUGGCGAUGGUGCCGAAGCCAAGGCCUUGUCAGAUGAAGGCAAACGACACCAGAAAAAGCAGGCCGAAUAUAACAAGCAGGCAUCCGAGUUCAUCUUCCGCGAGAACAAUGCGCCGGGUCGCGUAGCCGAUGACACCAUCGACCUCCACGGCCAGUUCGUUGAGGAGGCCGAGGACAUCCUUGAGGCGCGCAUCCGCCAUGCCCAGGCCACUGGUCAAACCCAUCUGCAUGUCAUCGUCGGCAAGGGCAACCACUCUGCUGGAAGGGUGCAGAAGCUGAAGCCGCGAGUUGAGCAGCUUUGCAGGGAACUCGGUCUGGACUAUGCCACCGAGGAGAACGAGGGCCGUCUUUAUGUCGACUUGAAGGGCGGUCGCGUCGAAGCCCCGCCGCCGCUCCCAGCCCAACCUCAUGGCUAUCAGGGAGGCUACGGCGAUGGCCAGCGCCCUCAUGGAGGAGACCAUCAGCAUCACCGCCCGCAACAACACCACCCGCAACAGCAGCAACAACAACAACAACAGGAGGACGAGGGCGACUUCUUGAGCAACUGUCUCAAGGGCUGCUGUCUUGUCAUGUAGGACUAUCUGGAGCGUUCCGGUGCGGGACUGCGAGCCCCUGACGCCAGGGCUUUUUUGGGGAUGAUGAUUUAGUUGGAUUUGGACGAGGCUGUGUUGCGCGGCCGUUGCUGAGUCGCUGCUGGACUUGGACAUGUCAUCGGGUAGACAACAUAGCUUGGAGGAAAGAGAACAGCACCGCUUGCGUGGUGGUGCUCCGACAUGUUUUGGGUAUUCGUCAGACAUCUCAUCGCACUGUCUUUGCCCGACAUUGCCGCCAGGUGCCGUAUAAAGGACACAGGGCCCUGGGAAUUUGCCUGAUUCCUCACUUUGUAUUUUCAAACACCAUAUUUUUGCACUCUACUAUAACUGCGC
This is a messenger RNA of Canariomyces notabilis, 1089 nucleotides long. RefSeq names its product DUF1771-domain-containing protein. The record is from RefSeq and is a predicted model, not a curated record. Lineage: Eukaryota; Fungi; Ascomycota; Sordariomycetes; Sordariales; Chaetomiaceae. The transcript has 4 exons. Bases 1 to 738 code for a protein of 245 amino acids.